CUCUCUUCCCUCUGCCAUUUCUUACCUCACCCCUAACUUCACUCCUGGACCAGAAGUCUUCUCUCUCUCUCUCUCUCCUCUCCAUUCGCAUUUUUUAUUUUUUCCCUAUCUGAAACAUAUUCAAACCCAGUUGGAAUACACAUGUAAAUAGAUAUAAACGGCAAAUACAAUAUUGUUGUUUAUAUCCCUGAAUAUAGAUGUUGGUGAUAGGUUGACCUUGGGUUCCUAAGUCUGUGCAACCCAGAUGAGAGAUCAGAAUAGAAGUAACAAUGACACAAUGUUAGUCGAGCCUUUGAAUCGUGGUCUCUUACAGCAUGGCCCGAAGACCUUUCUGCAUUACCACCAGACGAUCUCCUCGGAGAUAUUAUUUUAUUCUAGUCUUUAUACUCGUCCCGAUUUGUGUCAUUGGCAUCUUAAACCAUGUCCAGAAGAUCUCGUACUUUUUCCGUCCUCUAUGGGACAGCCCACCGCCUCCAUUUGAGCACCUACCUCACUACUAUGCAGAAAAUGUUUCGAUGGAACACCUUUGUCGCCUACAUGGCUGGACUGCUCGAACUGAGCCCCGGCGGGUAUUUGAUGCCGUCAUAUUCAGCAACGAGCUGGACCUGCUCGAGAUUAGGUGGCAAGAACUGCACCCAUAUGUGACUAAAUUUGUGAUAUUAGAAGCGAACACGACGUUUACUGGCCUUCCAAAGUCUCUAAUUUUUGCUCAGAAUCAGAACCGGUUUUCCUUUGCUGCAGAAAAGAUUGUCCACAGUGUAUUCCCGGGGCGCGUUGCAUCCCACAGGUCACACGAGGAUCCGUUUAAGCUCGAGGCAGAGCAGCGUGUGGCAAUGAACCAGUUGCUUCGACGGGCAGGUAUAUCCAAUGGUGACCUUCUUAUUAUGUCAGAUACUGAUGAAAUCCCGAGCCACCAUACCAUAAAACUGCUGCAGUGGUGUGACGGGGUGCCCCCCGUUCUGCAUCUCGAGCUGAGGCACUACUUAUACUCCUUUGAGUUCCCCGUGGACUAUAGCAGCUGGCGUGCCACGGUCCACAUUUACAGCCCGUGGACUCAAUAUCGACACUCUCGACAGACCGACCGCAUCCUCUCGGAUGCGGGAUGGCACUGCAGCUUCUGCUUCCGCUAUCUGAAAGAUUUCGUGUUCAAGAUGACCGCAUAUAGUCACGCAGACCGAGUAAGGCAUCGGGAGUUUCUUGACCAUACUAGGAUCCAAAACCUCAUCUGUCAAGGGGCUGAUCUUUUCGACAUGUUGCCCGAGGAGUAUACCUUCAAAGAAUUGAUCAAGAAGAUGGGAUCCGUUCCCCCUUCAGCAUCUGCAGUUCACCUCCCCGCUUAUUUGAUCGAAAAUGCUGAAAUUUUCAGAUUCCUCCUCCCGGGAGGUUGUAUGCGCCCGCCCGCAUGAUUUCUGUUGUUUCGUCCUCCGGUUUUAAGGUAAACACCAUUUUGAUGCUCUCUGUAACAGUUGCAUUGUUCUUAGGAAAAACAUUUUAGGUUGUUUCCAACUUAGAAUCCUCAUUUAACUUUUUUUGUUUUCACUUAUAUAUUGAGCAUCCUGUACAAUCUCAGGAGAAGUAUAUAGGCAACUAGGAGUAAUUGUUGUGUUGUUCAAUACUUCAAUGUACUGCACUUCAGGAUAUAUUAUAACUUUAAAGAUGCUGUAACUUCAGCUUCAAAUUCAA
This is a messenger RNA of Ipomoea triloba (trilobed morning glory), 1683 nucleotides long. Its product is annotated as beta-1,4-mannosyl-glycoprotein 4-beta-N-acetylglucosaminyltransferase. The transcript has 2 exons. Gene Ontology annotation, biological process: protein N-linked glycosylation; N-acetylglucosamine metabolic process. Bases 315 to 1406 code for a protein of 363 amino acids. The record is from RefSeq and is a predicted model, not a curated record. Gene Ontology annotation, molecular function: beta-1,4-mannosylglycoprotein 4-beta-N-acetylglucosaminyltransferase activity. Gene Ontology annotation, cellular component: membrane. Lineage: Eukaryota; Viridiplantae; Streptophyta; Magnoliopsida; Solanales; Convolvulaceae.